UGGGACCGGGAACGGGAAUGGGAACGGGAGCGGGACCGAGAAUGGGACUGGGACCGGGACUGGGAAUGGGAAUGGGACCGGGAACAGGAAUGGGAACGGGACCGGGAAUGGGAACGGGACCGGGAAUGGGAACGGGAGCGGCUGGGCCGGGCGAGGAGGAAGUGCCGCUUCCUGCUGGCAUGGAGCCGGGAGCGCGGAGCCGCCGCUGCCAUGGCACAGAUGGCGGCCGAGGCACGGGACGUGAGCGCGGCCAUGGCGGGGACGGAAUGGGGGGCGCUGGGGGGCNCACGGAUCCUGACCCUGCAGCAUUGGGGCACCUGGGGGCCAUGCUGGGAGCGGCGAGGAGGAAGAUGCGGGGCGGGGGGGAGCGGGAAUGGGACCGGGAUUGGGAACGGGAAUGGGACCAGGACCAGGAAUGGGACCGGGAAUGGGAACGGGAAUGGGACCGGGAAUGGGAGCGGGAAUGGGACUGGGAAUGGGAACGGGAAUGGGAAUGGGACCGGGAACGGGACCGGGAUUGGGACCGGGAAUGGGAACGGGAUUGGGACCGGGACCAGGAAUGGGACCGGGAAUGGGAACGGGACUGGGACUGGGAAUGGAAAUGGGACCGGGAACGGGACCGGGAUUGGGACCGGGAAUGGGAACGGGAGCGGGACCAGGAACGGGAGCGGGACCGGGAAUGGGAUCGGGAGCGGCUGGACCCAUAGAUCCUAGACGCACAGAUCCUGGACCCACGACCUCCAGACCCACAGC
Numida meleagris (helmeted guineafowl) is the source of this 753-nucleotide messenger RNA. RefSeq names its product putative per-hexamer repeat protein 5. The record is from RefSeq and is a predicted model, not a curated record. Lineage: Eukaryota; Metazoa; Chordata; Aves; Galliformes; Numididae. The annotation marks the transcript as partial. The transcript has a single exon.